AGCGCUCGAUGUAUCUACGCAAACCAAGCAAAAAGAAAAUUCCAGAAUUGUCGCAUAGAGCAAUGGCAGGUCAAGCUCAAACUGUAGUCCCCACUGAUGCGGAGCUGCUGCAGGCGCAGGCUGACCUGUGGCGACACAGCCUAUACUACCUGACGCCAAUGGCACUGAGGUGUGCCGUCGGGCUUGGCAUCCCCACGGCGAUCCACCGCCUUGGAGGGGCUGCCUCACCCACGGACUUGAUGUCUGCACUAUCUCUCCCAACUGCUAAGCUGCCGUUCCUUCGUCGCCUGCUGCGGCUCUUGGCAGCCUCAGGCGUGUUCAAUGUCGACAAGAGCACGGAGGAGGGGAUAUACUGCAUCAACCCCUUGUCCUACCUCUUGGUGGAUGGCAUCCCUCAUGAGGUACACAUCAACCACACGUCUUUCGUGCUCACGGCCACCUCAACACGCUACAUCGAUGCGGCAAUGGGGCUGGCUGACUGGUUCAAGAAGGAUGUGGUGACACCACCUUUCGAGGAACUGCACGCAGCAACUUUGUUCCACGAGAGUAUGGAGAGCCUUGACGCAGAUUUCCACAAGAUGGCAAAUGAAGCAUUGGAAGCCCACGACAACUUUGGGAUUCCAAUUGCGUUACGGGAGUUCCAUGACUUAUUUAAGGGGAUUCAAUCAGUAACUUACUGCUGUGGUGCCUCUGGUGAUGAUGCAUUUGCCAGGGCCCUUGUCAAGGCCUUCCCACACCUAAAGUGCACAGUGCUGGUCGAUCCCAAGAUGUUUGGCACCAAGCCGGCUGAUGGUGUCAUAAGCUAUGUUGCAGGUGACAUGUUCAACUUCGUCCCACCGGCUCAAACUGUGGUGCUAAUGCUUGUGCUGCAUUUUCUCACCGAUGAGGAUUGCGUGAAAAUCCUUGCUCAAUGCCGAAAGGCAAUUCCUUCACGAAAGGAUGGUGGAAAAGUUAUCAUUGGUGAUAUAGUGAUUGACUAUUCUCCCGGGCCAAUGUUGGAAGCUCACCUGUUAAUGGACAUUGCAAUGAUGACGAUGACUAAAGGACGGCAACGGGACGAAAAUGAAUGGCGUGAGAUUUUCAAGAAUGCAGGGUUGAGUGACUAUAAGCUUCUAAAGAAAUUUGGAGCUCGAGGUGUCUUUGAGGUCUAUCCAUAAGAUUGCACCGGGGCUUGGCAUGAUGAUGUACUAAUUAAAUAAAGGUCAUGCCUUAGAGUUUUUUAUGGAUCACAAUGCAGCUGAGUCGGCAGUAGUCUUGCAUGCUUCCUUAUGAUCCGUAGAACUUUCACUUGGAGAAGUAUCAGUGCGCAUCGGAUGAAAAUGGCAAACUAAUAUUUCCGAAACAGGUGGCAUUGGGGAUAGUUUGUUCUAUGUACCUUUUUAUUUUGUGAGUAAUGUUAAUUAUCAUAAUAUAUCGUGGCUGUAUGUUGCUUGCAAUAUAUGUACGUUCAAGACCAUAAUGAAAAUGUGCAUGCUGCCUUGCCAUCUCA
Messenger RNA from Panicum hallii, 1489 nucleotides. RefSeq names its product probable O-methyltransferase 2. Gene Ontology annotation, molecular function: S-adenosylmethionine-dependent methyltransferase activity; O-methyltransferase activity; protein dimerization activity. Gene Ontology annotation, biological process: methylation. The transcript is spliced from 2 exons. NCBI's taxonomy places the organism in Eukaryota, Viridiplantae, Streptophyta, Magnoliopsida, Poales, Poaceae. The record is from RefSeq and is a predicted model, not a curated record. The coding region runs from base 9 to 1157 and encodes 382 amino acids.